AUGCAUACAUCGAACGGACUUCAAGUCAUUUUCGGUGCGGCCGGCAUUGGCCCCGAGUCCUUUCGUGAUGUUGCGAGACAACAGCUGGAUGUUCUCUUGGCCGAAGGCAUCACGGUCUUGGAUACUUCUGAGAUGUACCCAGGGUGUGAGGAUGAGCUUGCAUAUCUGAAAGCUACAGACAAAUUCGAGAUUCAUGCCAAGGUCGCUGGAGGUGCUAGCCCUGGAAGGCAGCAUGAUGCAAUCAUCGAAGCUGGCCAAGAACGUCUUCGAAAGCUGAACGUGGACCAAGUCGAAAUCUUUUAUCUUCAUGCGCCUGACAAUUCGGUGCCCGUGUCCGACCAAGUCAAAGCAUACGAUGCCUUGUACAAACAAGGUGCAUUCAAGCAUCUCGGCCUCUGCAAUUUCACUCCCGAGGAGUUGGAAGAGUUUUACAACGCUGCCAAGUCGAACAACUGUGUUCUUCCGACCGUCUACCAAGGCUCUUACAGCGCCGUCAGUCGUGUCGCCGAGAAGGAGCUCAUUCCUCUACUUCGCAAGUUGGGAAUCCGCUACGUUGCAUAUGGGCCGAUCAGUGGUGGCCUACUUGCAAAGUCUAGGGAGGAACUCCUCAAAGGAACUGGGCGGUUUGACCCCAACAAUUUCGUUGGAACAGUCUACAAUGCCCUCUUCAAUAAGCCUUCCUACCUCAAGGCGCUGGAUGCAUGGGGCGAAAUUGCUGAGCAGGCGGGAAUCCCGAGGGCCGAACUGGCAUAUCGGUGGAUCAUUUUCCACUCUGCGCUUAGUGGUGAGCAUGGCGACGGAAUUAUCUUCAGCGCUAGCAGUUUGAAGAACACCAUCAAGUUCUUUAAGACAGGGCCACUUGAAAGCGAUAUCGCAAAGCGGGCUGAUGCCGUUUGGAAGAUCGUAGAGGCUGAGGCCCCUCUGGACAACUGGCACGGAUACUUGAAAGGGUUGUUCUAA
Clonostachys byssicola is the source of this 960-nucleotide messenger RNA. The record is from the annotation of a GenBank genome assembly. NCBI's taxonomy places the organism in Eukaryota, Fungi, Ascomycota, Sordariomycetes, Hypocreales, Bionectriaceae.